Hippocampus zosterae (dwarf seahorse) is the source of this 3290-nucleotide messenger RNA. It is a transcript of the gene c1qtnf2, whose product is annotated as C1q and TNF related 2. Gene Ontology annotation, molecular function: protein binding. Lineage: Eukaryota; Metazoa; Chordata; Actinopteri; Syngnathiformes; Syngnathidae. The coding region runs from base 1333 to 2184 and encodes 283 amino acids. The transcript is spliced from 3 exons. The record is from RefSeq and is a predicted model, not a curated record.
GUGGGGUACAUCUUGGCGGGUCGCUGGACAUGUACAGUAGAUUCAUUCACGCUCAUAUUUCCACCUAUGGAUGAUUUGGAGUCUUCAGCUCAUUUAAUUAGCAACGACCCAACCUCGGCGAGAAAACACCAACUCCAAGAAAGCUGGAGUCAAUAUUUGAACCGAAGAACUAUGAGGCAAAAGUGCGAAUCACGAGUUCACCAUUUUACCAUUGUCAACAUGUUCAUUGACUGGAAAAAGUCCAGUUUGGUUGAGGGCUGCAACUAACAUUUGUUUUAAUAAUGGAUUCAUCUGUUGAUUAUUUUCUCAAUUGAUGAACUGGAUUUAAAUAAACAAGUUUAAUUUCAAUCGCUUUAUUCAAAAAGAAGACAUUAAUUCACACUGACGGUGCAGAAAAUGCCCCCCACCAAAAAACAAAUUAUAUUUAGUGACUUGUUUGCUCUGUAAGAGGACAGGAAAAGGCCUUUUUUUCCCCCAAAGGAAAAAAAGUGUAAAUGUUUUCUUAUGAUUCAACACAAAGACAAGUCUGCUUGUAUGAAGGACUACAGAAAUCUGAGAACAUUUACUGUUGCGAGGUUGAAAUUCCAAGGAUUUGGACAGAUCUCAAUAUAGAUCUUGAAACGAUUAAUCGAUGAUCUCAAAGCAUUAUAGAUUCAUUUUAUAAUUGAAUAAUUCAUUCAGCUCUAGUUUGGUUACAUUGUGUUGCAAAGCCACAGGGUCGGUGGUGAAUAUGAUAUGAGCAAUGUCUCUUUUUUCUUCAACUGGCUCGCUUUUUUGGAAGAUAAAAGUGAUCAAUAUUUGGAUUUAAUCUGAUGUUCUGUAUUAUUGUUUUUAAUUUGUGAACAUUUGUUUCUGAACAUGCAUUUUCAAUUUCUGUUCUUGUGGUGUCGGUUCAAUGUGAAUACGGUGGUAUCCCUACACGCCCAUUCCCCCCAACAGCUGGACCAUGUAUCACAGUGGCAAAUCCCUCCGGAAUUGUUUAUGCCCCUCUUGCAGUCAUGAAAAAUUUGAAACUUUGACGUUUAAUCAUUUCUAUUUUACAUUCAUGCAGUCCUUGGUCCUAAAUCACAAUGACUUCAGCUGUGCAAAAAUCAUUGCUCUGACUUGAAGCUAAUGACGUCAUGGUGAAAGCAUUCGUUGUUUUUCGAGCGCCUGAAUAGCUGGGCGGAUGUUAUAGACUGCGAGUCACUGACUUGCACAUUUCCUUGCAGCGCUUCUCCGAAUGAAUACGCUAUGAUUUGAUGAUUGAAAAAAAAAGUCAUGAGAGACCGAUUGCGACCUGAUGCAGAAGACAGACAGUGAGUGUGGUGAAAGAGCCCAUCAUUUUCAACGAUGCUCCAUAUGUGUAUGAUAACCUGUCUGCUCGUGGUGGUCCUCGGCCAGUCCAUUUAUUCCUCACCCAAGAAAGGACGCAACAUCACUAUCCACUCUUCCAAUCUGGUUUGUAGCCUGCCGGGCCCGGUGGGGCCUGCGGGAAAUCCAGGAGCUCCGGGAUCACCCGGGGCAAUGGGGCCGAUGGGUGCACCUGGGAAGGACGGUCCAGAUGGUCAGGAUGGAGAGAAGGGAGAAAAAGGAGAUGGAGGUGAUCACGGCAGGCCCGGAAAUCCAGGUAAACCAGGCUUAAAAGGCCGCCCGGGCCUCAUUGGCAAGGCUGGACCUCGGGGACUAAAGGGCCAACGGGGGUCACCGGGGCCAGCGGGACAAAGGGGCCAGAAAGGAGAUGAGGGGGAUGUGGGUAAUAGAGGAGAAGCGGGAGGCUGCGAUUGUGGCACACACGCCCGCUCGGCUUUCUCGGUGGCCGUGUCCAAGAGUUAUCCCAAAGAACGCACGCCCAUUCGCUUCAGCCGCAUCUUGAUCAACGAGGGCAAUCACUACAAUGCGAGCAGUGGGAAGUUUGUGUGCGCCAUCCCCGGAGUCUAUUACUUCACCUAUGACAUCACCGUGGCCAAUAAGCACCUUGCAAUCGGGCUGGUGCACAACGGACAGUACAAGAUUAAGACGUUUGACGCAAAUACGGGGAACCACGACGUGGCAUCCGGUUCCACUGUCCUCCACCUGCGGCAUCUGGACCAGGUCUGGUUGCAGAUCUUUUACUCAGAGCAAAAUGGACUCUUCUUUGACCCCUUCUGGACUGACAGCACCUUCACAGGCUUCCUGAUCUAUGCUGAUCAGGCUGAUACAUAAGUGCUGAUUUACCGGAUGACACUUGAUAUUUCAGCUUUUUUCUCAAUUCUUUUCUCUACAUCUCUCUAUCCCUGUUUUUUUUUUAAAGCAGAAUGCAAAGCAAAACUUUUCCUUGCAAAAAUAUGUUCUAUGCGCCCUCAGGUGUCUAAAACAUGGUAGUCAUAUACAUAUUGCAUUCAUGAAAUAAGCAGAAAGCAGAGGAAUGCAUUUUCAUCAAUCUGAAUUUCUCAUCACCGUCCCCUACUGUCCACUGAAAUUGCCGUGCAGGUGCCCAAGAAGUUGAAUGUUCCAUUUUCACACCUGUUAUUUGAAGUUUUCCCCAAAAAGGUUUAUCAUUUGUCAUGCUGUUUUUUUAUUUGUACUUAUUGAAUACUUGUACAAAGUUGAAUGGUACAAGCUAUUGGCUAUUUCCCUGAAAAAUAACAUUAAACGUUUUCAUGUUAUUAAGAGCAAAAUAAAAAGUUUGAUUGCAUUUUCAAUGUCACAGAUAUAACAUUCAUUCUAAAAAUAUUUGCUUUGAUGUUGUCUUAAGAAACGUACCAAAAGGUUACCUUCUCUAGUACUGUAUACAAUAUUGAAUCGUUUUUAGUGUGUUUCAUAAACCAAAUAUGAUUUGACUCCGCUCUCAGUUUUCCGUUUGUGGCGCUCAACAGGCAAGUUUGGACGUCUGUUGUUAAAGGAACAAACUCUGUCACCAGAUGGCGCUAAAAACGACCACACACUAAACCGCAAUUCAACAAUUAAUAAAAGUGAAGUUAACCUUUAGUAUGGCGAGCAUGCGCUUCAGCAGUCAUAUCUAUCCAUCCAUUCAUCCAAUUUCUAAUCGACUUAUCCUGAAGAGGGUAGCGGGUGUGCUGGAGCCUAUCCCAGCUGUCCCCGGGCAAUAGACGGGGUACACCCUGAACUGGUUGCCAGCCAAUUGCAGCGCAUACAUAGACGAACAACCAAUUUAGAGCAUGUGUGUCAAACUCGAGGCCUGGGGGCAGGAUUAUUUUAUGUAGCCCGCGAAAGCAAAUCAUGUUGUGUCAACUUGCUAAAAUCUGUCCCGAAAUGUCAAAUUGUUGUGUGUAAUAAAUAACGUCGAGAUUUUGCAAUCCUUUCGUUAC